AUGUCCGAAUGCCUCAGCGACAAUGGGCCGGCCAGGGCCGUGGCUCUCGGCAAGCCUGUCCUGGAAACCCAGAGCAAGAUGUGGGUUGAUGACAUACAGGCAGAAUGCCAACUCAUGGCCUUUGCAACGCCAGAUCCGAAGAUAGAAAUCAUUGCUGUAGUAAAGGGAACGCCGACUGAUGCCGAUGGAGUUCCUGUACGAGUGCAUUCGGAAUGCUUUACUGGUGACGUGCUCGGGUCACAGCGCUGCGAUUGUGGGCAGCAGCUGCACAAGUUCAUGCGAAUAAUGAACGACUCGUCUUGUGCAGUUCUGCUGUACAUUCGCGGCCAAGAAGGGCGUGGCAUAGGUCUUUUUUCAAAAAUACGUGCAUACCAUCUUCAGGACCAAGGUCAUGAUACGGUGGACGCCAAUUUAAAGCUUGGGCUUCCCGUGGACAUUCGCAGCUAUGAGGAUGCCCUUCAGAUCUUGCAACACCUCGGGCUGAAGUCUAUUCGGCUGUACACGAACAAUCCGGACAAGAUGUCCGCACUGAAGAGCAUCACUCAACAGGUGCAGGCACUUGCAUCCGUGCCCAGCCAACACAACAUCGGCUACUUGCAGACCAAGCGGGAAAGGCUGAACCACCGAACCGUCUUGGAGACCUUUAAGCUGCCGGAACUCGGCCUGGAGCCUUCGGGACUCCGAAUAGGAGUCGUGUACACCACGUGGAAUCAGUACUUUGUCGAUGAGCUGGUUACAUUUGCAGAAGCGGAGCUGACAAGCUCUGGCGCCCAAACUUUGAAAAUGGCAGUGCCCGGAGCCUGCGAGCUCAUUAGCGGCAGCAGAAUCACCUUGAGGCACCACAAGCCUGACGCUGUGAUCGCCAUUGGCGUACUGAUUAGAGGUUCCAGCGACUUGUACGAUCGCACCUGCAACGCGGUGAUGAGUGGUCUCACCGAGCUGAAUGCUAUCCAAGACACGCCAAUCAUACUUGGAAUCCUCAUGUGUCAGAAUGAGGAGCAAGCCAGCGAGCGUUCGCAUGGGCCAAACAAUCCAGCGAAGGCGUGGGCGCAAACCGCCAUGCACAUGGCGUCGCUUGCGAGAACAUUCCCUGGACCUGGUGGCUGA
This is a messenger RNA of Symbiodinium pilosum, 1107 nucleotides long. The record is from the annotation of a GenBank genome assembly. Lineage: Eukaryota; Dinophyceae; Suessiales; Symbiodiniaceae.